This is a messenger RNA of Lampris incognitus (smalleye Pacific opah), 3946 nucleotides long. It is a transcript of the gene bcl2b, whose product is annotated as BCL2 apoptosis regulator b. Gene Ontology annotation, molecular function: protein homodimerization activity; protein heterodimerization activity. Lineage: Eukaryota; Metazoa; Chordata; Actinopteri; Lampriformes; Lampridae. Gene Ontology annotation, biological process: extrinsic apoptotic signaling pathway in absence of ligand; intrinsic apoptotic signaling pathway in response to DNA damage; negative regulation of intrinsic apoptotic signaling pathway. The transcript has 2 exons. The record is from RefSeq and is a predicted model, not a curated record. Bases 198 to 884 code for a protein of 228 amino acids. Gene Ontology annotation, cellular component: mitochondrial outer membrane.
GUGGGGUGGCGGGGGGGGGGUCUCGAACGUUCAGGAUUUACGCACUGCAUGCGGAUUGCUCUAGUUUAUUAUUGCGUGGCGUCGUGGGGGGGGGGGGAGAGAGAGAGGAGAGCGCACGGAUUUGGGUAAUGGAGCGUUUUCUGUAGGCAGCGGCUCUCCCGUCUUUCUAAAGCCAAGUGCCAAAAGAAGCUGUUAAGAUGAACGAGGGCAACCGCGAUAUUGUGGAAAAGUACAUCUGCCAUAAACUCUCCAAACGGGGCUACGUGUGGGAAUUUGACGACGCCGGGGAGGGGGGCGCCGCCAACUACGGCUCGGCCGUGUCCCCUCCGUCGGCUCCGGUCCGGCGGUGCCGCGGAGCCGACGGCGGCGGCGGCGGGCCGGUGAGCGUCAGCCGCCCCGGCUCCGGCCGGCUCCUGCAGCCGGACCCGCACGCCGCCGUGCACAGGGUGCUGCGCGACGCCGGGGACGAGCUGGAGAGACUGUACCAGCCGGACUUCACGGAGAUGUCCCACCAGCUGUACCUGACGUCCGCCGCGGCGCGCCGCAGGUUCACCGAGGUGGUGGACGAGCUGUUCAGGGACGGGGUGAACUGGGGCCGGAUUAUCGCCUUCUUCGAGUUCGGGGGCACCGUGUGCGCGGAGUGCGCGGACAAGGAGCUGCCGUCGCAGGUGGAGCACAUCGCCGACUGGAUGACGGAGUAUUUGAACGGCCCCCUGAGCGGCUGGAUCCACGACAACGGGGGAUGGGAUGCCUUCGUGGAGCUGUACGACAGACAGAGGGAGUCGGUCUUCAGUUGCUCCUGGCCCUCCAUCAAGACGGUCUUCGGCCUGGCUGCUCUGGGGGCGGCCAGCCUCACCAUCGGGGCGUACCUUACACAGAAGUAAGCUGGACCUCUUUCCACCUCCUCAGACCGCGCUCCUCCCCCUCCCUCCUGCGCUCCUCACCUCCCCCCCGGGUCUCCUUUCAAAGACGCCCCGCCUCCUCGGAGACGCCCCUCAGGACUACAUCCCAAAGCCGCCUCUGUUCAGGGGGCCGCUCUCACACCCCCUCCCUCCUCCUCACCCAUUCCCGUUUGAAAAACGGAGCGAGAGACACCCAUCCAGUCGAAACAAUAGAAGGAAACAGAUUGGGACGCCCGCGCCGAGCGGCGCGUCCCACGAAAAGACGCAGUUCAAGUGCAAAGCUCACCCAAAACGUGAGAGCAGGAAGUUGAAGGAAAUAGAAAAAUAAGUAAGUAUGGGGACACGGCACGUGUCUUGUUUUUGUUAUGCCUGCUUCACUACUAGUCAUAGCAUGAACCGUGAGUGUGUAGUUUAGACGUUGCAUGUGUCUGUGUGGCUGAAGGAGGCCAGUGCAGGACCACCACCACCACCACCACCACCACCACCACCAUGCUGGCGGAGAUGAUAGCGGCCGGCGUUUUUAAAGGACAAUGCUGAGCCGUAGCGGGGGAGGAAAGGGCCGCGGCUCCGCCCCUGCUCGUCAGGGUCCAAGAACCCCCCCGUUUGAACUGUGGACUCCGGUUACCCGCCCCUGCAGCCGUCCUUCAAAGAACUUCCUCUGCACAACAGCUGCACAGAAUGUGUAAUGGCAGCAGCUUGCUUCAACCAGUACCGUGUGUGUGUGUGUGUGUGUGUGUGUGUGUCUGUGUGUGUGUGUGUGUGUUAACUGUUUUCCCUGCUCAAACACCGAGAGCUCCCAGUGAGCGGGGACCACACAGAGCACCACUGAAACAGUCCGCGGCCCUCGGCGGAGACGGCGCGAGGGCGGCGGCGGAGCGAGGGCGGCGGCGGAGCGAGCUCCAUGACCGGGCUCACUUUGCAGACUCGCCAAAGCGCCUCGAGCGUUGCAUCACUCGGGUUUGUGUUUGCUUUUCGUAGCGGCACGCCAAACCAGGGGGACCUGCCAGGAUUUCAGGCCGCAGAGGCUUUGACCCCGAGAGGGGGGAAGUGGAACUUGGUGGAAGGAGGGAAGUGCGUGGCAGGUGUGGAGACUAGAAUCCUCCUGUCACUAGAAGAGACUCGGGGAAACCCGGUGAACUGUGGCGAGGAAGAAAACGAAAGCACAGACGUAAGUGAGCGAGUAAGGAAGGGAUAAAGAUAAAGUCGUGUCGUCAGCGUAGAAAGACAGAGAGCGGGGGUCCGGGCACCAAAACUGGACCAGCCUUCGCCUCACCUUAAUAUAAACUGAAAUUCGUCACCUGGAAAGGAGGGAUAGCCCCGUAUCUCCUUCUCUUGUUUUUUCUUUUUUUUUAACCACCAUUGCCAUUUUUCACUCUCUCUCCUUUCUGUCGUUCUCGUGUGACUUGGUUCAGCCUCUCACGCCGCUUUCAAAAUCCUCACCCAUGUGUCCUGCAGCUGCUGCUGUGGGCCCCGGCCGGACGGGGACAAAGGGGCAAGGCAGCCUGCUGGCAACGCUUAAGAGUCCGUUCUGACGCGAGACCUUGUCGGGACGUGCUGGCUGCAGAUCAGCAUGAACACCGAGCCGCCGGGGUCCAGCAGCGCUGCCUGGUGUGUUGCAGCGCCGGGACGGCCCUCUCCCCCCCGGCCGCCAUGCAGCGCUGCCUGGUGUGUUGCAGCGCCGGGACGGCCCUCUCCCCCCGGCCGCCAUGCAGCGCUGCCUGGUGUGUUGCAGCGCCGGGACGGCCCUCUCCCCCCCCGGCCGCCAUGCAGCGCUGCGGAGGCGGCAGGGAUCCCUCGCAGGCCGUCCGAGCGACGCUAAGCCUGCUCUGUAGUCUGGCAGCAGGUUCAGCUUAGGCUGCCAUACACGUUUUAUUGUACACUUACAGAGACUGUUGUUGUUUUUUUUUCUCUCCUCUUUGUCUCAUUGAGAGUUAUGAUCCCAUUAUCCUCGCAUUGGUGGACGAUGUCUCGACACAACGAGUUCCCACAGUGUUGUACAUACGACCGGAUCGGGCGGAAGAUGUUAACAACAGAAUCACAUUUUUCUAUUUAUUGAGAGGUACCAGAUCGCAGAUUUGUAACAAUGCUACGAUGGAAAAAACAAAACAAAACAAGAAUUGUUUGUAACUUUUCUAUUAUCCAUUGAAUCACACUGUAACUACAUCAUUUUCUAGCUGCUAUCAUAAUCUAGAAAACCUAAAAACACGGUUAAAAAAAAAAAGAAGUGAAUUUCUCUGUUGUAUUCAUCCCGGCUUAAGGCUGCUACACUACUUUUACCCCACUACAGCUUCGACUGCCACCGAGUUACAUUCUAGUUACAUUCUAGUUACAUUCUAGUUACAGUUACAUUAUCGUUACCUGACAGCCCUGCAGAGCUGCGAACCAAAGUUAACCUGUAUUAAUCUCUUUGAUAUGAAGAUGUAGCUUCGACGGCUAACACACCGCUUCCUCUCAGCCUCACGAGAGCCUCUGGAACCCCGUAGCCCACCUAUAGCCCACCUAUAGCCCACCUGUAGCCCACCCGACGGGGUGGUCUUCUAGAAAAUACUGACCUGCUUCACGUUACUGUGCUAUGUAAACUUUAAUGUUUGUCAGUGUGAUGCAGAGGACUCGCGUGUGUGUGUGUGUGUGUGUGUGUGUAACGUAGACCCACCAGGCAGAACCCGGUCUGUCUGUCUGUCUGUCUGUCCGUCUGUCUGUCCGUCUGUCCGUCUGUCUGUCUGUCUGUCUGUCUGUCUGUAGUCAUCAUGGGACAGGCCUCCGGUUGAGCGGCACGCCGUGCUGAGUGUGUGUGUGUGUGUGUGUGUGUGUGUGUGUGUGUGUGAGUGUGUACAGAAGAGACAAGAGGUGGACUUGUGAAGGGGAAUUACAUAUCUCAUAUACUCUGUGCAUACAUGAAUGUAGGCACUAUAGUUGCUGUACUGUUUUAUGUCUAUAAUCUCAAACCUGUAGCACUUAAAAGAAGUGAGUUGUGUUUCUGUUGUUUACUGCUAUAUCCACGAUAAGCUAGCGGGAUCAUACUGUUCCUAAUAAACCAGAUUUCU